Symbiodinium necroappetens is the source of this 2604-nucleotide messenger RNA. Lineage: Eukaryota; Dinophyceae; Suessiales; Symbiodiniaceae. The record is from the annotation of a GenBank genome assembly.
GAGAUGCAGCCCAGGGCCUACAUGGUGUCUUCCCCACGCGGGUGCUUGGACGUGUGUCCGGCGAUGAUACACGGACUAACAGCGGCCCGAUUCCUCCAGCUCUUCGUCAUGUUCCUUCCAAAAGGAAGGGAGGCAGGAAGCCUGCAGGAACAGCCCCGGCUGUGGCUGCUUCCUCUGGUGCCAAGGCCAAAUCCAACUCGGCUCGGACGCUCCCGAAGAAGGCCAGAGGAUCCAUUCGGGAAAGCUUGGCUACGCCAGGGGAGUUGUCUAAGCCCACAGGCUCUACCUCUCGCCGAUCUCAUGCGCCAAAGCUACGGGCUGCUAAGUGCAAGGCAGCUGCUUCGUCUGGGGAAGGACGUACUGGUGUAGGGCCACCUUCUUUGCCGACCGCUGACAAUAAUGAUGGCCCUGACCCGGAAACCCAGCGGCGCAUCAUGAACGAGCGAUGCGCUGCUUUGCUUGAAGCACAGCGCGAGGCCCUUAGACGUCGCAUGGAGCAACGACGAGAGGCGAUCAAAGCUGCGACGGCCAAAGCACGAGCAGUUCAUGACCCGCCUGUCGACGAGAUGAUGCCGACAGCAGUUGCUGAAGAUGAUCAUGCAGCUAUAUCAGUUGAUGUUGGGACCCAUGGUGAGCCUACGGUAAAUGUACAGCCAGAUGCGGCCGAGACCUCCGGUUAUGUUCCAGAUUCUCUGGACUUCCUCAUGUACAUCCCGGGCCGGAAUCUUGAUGUCUUUGCUCUGCAGCACUAUGUGGUCGUUGGUGUUGAUGACCACUGGCUUUUUGCGGGAAUGCAGAUGGUGUACGGCCAGAUCUUUGAAUGUCAGAGGUCCUUGAUCUCAACAUUGUAUCCUGGAAUUCGAGUGGACUUGGAGCUGCGGUCUUACCUGAAUUUCUGUUGUGGCUUGACCAGUGUGAGUGCUGAGCAGGUCCGUGUUCACAAUGUCCUGCAGGGUCGCCUUAUACUCAUGUCAGGACAAGCGUCGCAGGCUAUUCAAUCGCUUGGAUACUCUUAUUCAAUCGAUGCCAUGCGCCGAGAGGCCAAAAGACAUGGGCGCUUGGUGAAGCGGGAGAGGUAUCUAGAUCAGAUCCAACAGGCGGAAGAGGCUGCUGCCUCCCACAAUGCAUUUGUGCUCUACCGAAUCGUCCGUACAGUGGAGCCUCGCAUCUAUGCACCUGAUCUCACCGAGCUGAAAUGCUCUACCCGCAGCAUACAGCCGUACAAGGCUUUGCCAACCACCCACCCAGCUGCUCCUGCCUUUAAGGCAGUUACCGAGUAUUUUGGUGAUCGUGUGGCUGAUUGGAUGAGUGGUGUCGGUCGACCCUGUAUGCCACAAUCCUGGAAUCUUACCCAUGUUGCUUUGAUUCCCAAACCGGGUAAAAAACAUGGUGCUAUCUCGUCUUUACGUCCCAUUGGACUGCAAGACCCGGUGGCAAAGGGCUACAUCAAAGUUCUGGCUGAGGUGAAUCCUACGAAAAGCAACGCCAUCAUGUCCUUACGUGGUUCCAUGUCACAGAGUUUGCGGAAGCUCUGGACUUCCACCUUUCGAGGUGGUGAGUGGCUUCGUGUACCCAUUGGCCAGGACAAUGAAUUUAUACCACUGGUCCAGCAGCUGGACUAUCUUGGUAUCGUUCUCUCCUACGGGGGCUUUAAGGAGCUGAGUUGGAAGCGACGCAUAGGUGUCGCUCGUGCUAGCUUUGAGCGUAUACGCAAGAUUCUCCUGGGUCACCAUGUGUUGUCGCUAUCACACAGAAUCAAACUGUGGAGAACCAUCGUGCUAUCCUCAGCGACUUAUGGUCUACUGGGUAUUGGAUGGAGUUCCCCUGGCUUUGUCCGUAUGCAUGGCAUGUGUAUGAAGCAGCUUCGUUUGAUUGCUCGAUCUCCUGUGCACCUCACCUCGGAGACAAACCUUAGCUUGAUGCAGAGGCUAGGAAUGCAGGAUUUGGGCGCUCAUUUCGAGUUCAUGACUACUAAUGCCCUGGCCUAUCACAUGCAAUUGAUGGAUGAUUUGAACUCCGAGGAUGUUAUGUGCAGGAACUUCAACAUCAUUGCUGCUUGUGCAGGCAGUGGUUUGUGCAUCCAGAUUAUGCCCAUCAGUUUGAGUGCAGCUUGUUUGUACUGUGGUAAAGUGCCAACAAGGAAGGCUAACACAGAUGCCCAGUCCUUACACAGGCUUAUUUUGCUCUUCUGGUGGAUGGGCGACGAGCCGGGGAUUGCCCCGCCGACGAGAGCCGAAACCAGUUACUUUCUGAGCCUCUUCCCCCGGCCCUCCCAGAUGCAGAAGGAACAGGCCGAGCCGAUGGAUACAAAGGACCAGCCAAAACGUGGGAUAUUCGAGGAUACUUCCAGUCGGGAGGAAAGUCUUUCCAAGGCCAUGAAGGGGGAGAUUCACGAAGAAGCAGCCAGUCCCAAGGAGCCUGUGGGAGUUCGAGCCUCCGCCUCGCAGCCACCAGUCAAGGUGCCAGUGAUGGGCCUGUCCACUCCAUCAUUGACCACAGCAUCUCCGGCCAGUACUUUGACGCCACAGCAGCAGCUGCUUCCGAAUGCAGCUACAGCCACACCGUCGGGGAAAGGCAAGACCAAGAAGGGCAAGCAGGGCAAAG